This is a messenger RNA of Symbiodinium natans, 1341 nucleotides long. NCBI's taxonomy places the organism in Eukaryota, Dinophyceae, Suessiales, Symbiodiniaceae. The record is from the annotation of a GenBank genome assembly.
AUGCUCACGACCAAGAACUAUUCUUAUUUGGCAGUUCAGCUCGGAAAGAUUGGCAACCGCUGGGCCAGACGAGUGCAACAGCAAGCUUUGCAUCAGCUGAGUGAGAUCGCCAACGAAACCAAUGGGUUUGAUGCGGAAAGAAGCAAGUCCGACGGAGAUCCUUGGACUUCGGGGCCCUCGAGGCCUUCGUCGCCUUCGAGCCCUUUGCCACUGUCAAGGCCCAACAUGCAGGCAAUGCAGUCUUCAGAUGUCGUGCCCCGUCGGCCGGCAAGGUCUGCUGAAAGCUUGUUUCCUAACUGGGAGAUUGGUGUUCAGGCUUUGGCUUCUGUCGUGAGUUUGCAGCUUCGCUUUGCGCUACGGCGCUGGGAAACAUUUGUUCGACGGAAACGGUUCGACGAGCUGCAAAGCAAGGUGGUGUUGACGUUGCAGACGGUCUCUGCGCCGUCAGUCGCGAGUCCAAAGACGUCGGACACGGCCGGGCCAAGUGCGGUCACCAAUCACAGGCAUGAGCCCGAAACUGGUCGCACAACAGGUCCUGACGUGGAGGCUUUGGCCAAAAGUGAAUCCACAUCCCCCCUGGGUCGCCCAACGUUCGACAUCAACGUCGCAGAGUCAUCGAAGCAUGCGAUUGAGAACCCAGGACCGGAAGCCAAGACUUCCGAUCAAGACUUCGUAAGGUCACUGUCUGAUGACCAGUCCCGCGUCGACGAAAUCAUUAAGCUUGCAGCGUUGCUGUGGGAGUCAGGAACUUUGGUACACGUGCAGCCCAUGGCACUUCUGAGAGCAUCAUUGCUGGCUCGUGUCGCCGAACGUUGCCAAAAGCACGUGAUGCGUGAAGCCAUGCAAUGCUUUUGGAAGCGCUGUUCCUUACAACGAUCUGUGGAAGAAUGGCUUGCCAACGGUAACUUCGUCAAGCGGCAGGAUGAGGCAGUCACCCAGAUGCCAACAAGUUUCCACACCGCUCCCCACGAAUCAGCCGAAGUCCCCCUUGCCUUCGGCGACAAGGAUGUGAGUGAGCCAUCUGAAUCAUUCGAGCCGGCAAGCAGUGAUCACAAGCCGGGACCUGUACUGGAUGGGCAUCAGGUAGACAUGGACACGCGCAAGUUGGACUUGCACACAGUUGUCACUCAGCCUUCUGAUCCUUCUGCCAAGCCUAAGCCCGCAGACUUCUCCCAUGAGAUUUUACAUCCACGUGACAAGGUGGAAAGUCCCCCUGUCCAUGAAAAUGAACAGCUUGCCCGCGACCAGUCGGAGGCAGAUCUUUUGCCAGAAGUUCAAUCCGGCACUUCUGGUGAGGAGUCAGAAAUAAAUGACGACGACUUAGCUGAUCUGUUAGGUUGA